Brassica oleracea var. oleracea is the source of this 1475-nucleotide messenger RNA. RefSeq names its product probable E3 ubiquitin-protein ligase LUL3. The transcript is spliced from 3 exons. Gene Ontology annotation, biological process: protein ubiquitination. The record is from RefSeq and is a predicted model, not a curated record. Gene Ontology annotation, molecular function: ubiquitin protein ligase activity. The coding region runs from base 70 to 1230 and encodes 386 amino acids. NCBI's taxonomy places the organism in Eukaryota, Viridiplantae, Streptophyta, Magnoliopsida, Brassicales, Brassicaceae.
UCUUGACUUUUCUUUCCGUAUCUCUCCUCUUCUGUCUUUUUCCCUCCUCUCUCUUCUUCUCCUUCAGCUAUGGGGAUCUCUUUUAGCAACCGUAGACGAAACAACCACCACCGCCGCUACCACCAUCACCUCCCUCCUCCUCCGCCUUACUAUUACUCGGAUCAACCUCAACAACCGCCGCCGCCUCAACCACCGCACAACGAGUACAGCUACACUCACAACCACCUCGUUUCAGCUCCGCAACACUCUCUUCCUCCACCCUCUCAGCCUCAGCCUCAGCCUCAGCCUCAGCCUCAUCCUCCGCCGCAGAUUAAUUACGGAUCCUACGGCUAUAACUAUAAUCAAAUUCAAAACCCGCAACAGCAGCAGCCUCCGUAUUUCUCCGGUUACCAUCCCAAUGGGUGGAAUACGAUGAUGAGACCGGUUUUCUACGGUCCGGCUGUGGUGGUUGACCAACAGCCUCCUCAGCCGUACGUGGAGCAUCAGAGCGCUAAGAAGGUGAGGAAUGAUGUCAAUGUCCAUAAAGAUACGGUGAGGCUCGAAGCAGACGAUCUUAACCCUGGCUAUCAUCUUGUUUCCUUCCUCUUCGAUGCCGUAUUCGAUGGCAGUUUUACUAUCAUAUUUUUCGCAAAAGAGGAAGAAAACUGCACAAUGGUCCCUCAAUUUCCAGAAGCUUUCAAACCAACCCAAGUCCCUUUCCAAAAAGGUACAGCACAGAAGUUUGUACAACCUUCGGGGACAGUAACAGACCUAGGUUUCUUUUCACUCGACGAUCUAUCGAACCCAUUACCAGACGAGGUGGACCCACUUGUAAUAUCCGCAGAGACAGUGAUCUCACCAAGCUCGGGUUCAGAGGAACCAUUAGUUCACAAGCAAAUCACGCUAGCGUGUUUGGAGAAGACUGACGAUGGAUCUUUCAAAGUGAAAGUCAUGAAACAGAUCUUAUGGAUCGAAGGAGCUAGAUAUGAGCUACGUGAGUUGUAUGGUAUCGAUAACUCGACCGCACAAGAUGAUGAUGUUGCGUCAGGGUUAGAGGAUAGUGGUGACAAAGAAUGUGUUAUUUGCUUGACUGAACCUAAGGACACCGCCGUGAUGCCUUGUAGACAUUUGUGUUUGUGCAGUGACUGCGCUAAAGAACUGAGGUUUCAGUCAAAAAAAUGUCCCAUUUGUCGACAACCUUUCGAUGAGCUUUUAAUGAUUAAAGUGGAAAGUAGCAAUGAACAACACUGAAAAAGAGGUUUCUUCUUUGCUUCACUCUUAAGUUUGUUUCUUUUGUCUCUUGAAAGCCUCAAAUCAAAUUCUUUUACCUUUUUUACUUAUACAAACCCUGUCUGAUGUUUUCUCAUUUCAUACUCUUCACAGAUUUGUUGGUUUUAGUUUCGAAAAUUUGAAAGAAAAACAUCAGUAUUGUAUAUAUUUCUAAUGGCUUCUAGAGAAGCUCUCUAUUUGUUUCUUUCUGCGUGAAGCACUCAUCA